AAUCAUCGUUUUCCCGCAAACAAACGCGUUGAUCCUUCUUGUAAACUGCCGUGGGCGUGAUAUGAUGCUGCUGUGCGGCACGUCCGACGAGCCGCCUCGCAACCCUGUGUGCCAUGGUCGGCAGGUGAAGAUGGCUGCUUCAAGCGUCGAAGGACCGCUUAGCAAAUGGACAAACGUCAUGAAAGGCUGGCAGUACCGCUGGUUUGUGCUAGACGACAACGCAGGACUGUUGUCCUACUACACCUCUAAAGAAAAUAUGGCCCGGGGAGCCCGGCGUGGCUGCGUGCGACUCCAGGGGGCAGUUAUAGGAAUCGACGAUGAAGACGACAGCACCUUCACGAUUCGCGUGGACCGCAAGAUCUUUCACUUCCAAGCGCGCGACGCAGAGGAGCGAGAGCGAUGGGUGCGUGCGUUGGAGGAUACGAUCCUGAGGCAUACGUUACAGCGGCAACCAAACACACGUCUGUGGGAUCAGACGGGCAUUGUGGCACCGACACAGCACAACUUUGACACCAAGCUCACCGAAGCAGACUCAUACCUGCAGCUUCUCAUCGAGCAAAUCAGGGACCUGGAGUACAGCAUCGACAAGGUCGCUGAUCCGCGCGAGAAAGUUCAGCUGUCCGGCAUCGGGAGCAAUGCCAACGCGCUUCUGGAAACGGUCAAGCACACGAUUGUGCUGCUGCAGAUCGCUAAGAACACAGCUCAACCUGUGAAUGGAGUCUACCUCAGCGCAGAGGAAACCGAGGAUCGACCAGCCCCGCUAAGGACUCGAGGUGGCCAGUACUGGUGA
Messenger RNA from Rhipicephalus sanguineus (brown dog tick), 790 nucleotides. RefSeq names its product oxysterol-binding protein-related protein 9. Gene Ontology annotation, biological process: receptor recycling; retrograde transport, endosome to Golgi; endosome organization. The coding region runs from base 62 to 790 and encodes 242 amino acids. Gene Ontology annotation, cellular component: trans-Golgi network; early endosome; recycling endosome. The transcript has 9 exons. Lineage: Eukaryota; Metazoa; Arthropoda; Arachnida; Ixodida; Ixodidae. The record is from RefSeq and is a predicted model, not a curated record.